UAUUCACUAAGGAUGGGCAGAUUAUUCCAGAGAUUUUUUUUUACCAAUUUUUUAAAAUAUGCUUGAAUUUACCCCGAUUUGUUCGUUGAAGACUUGAAGUUACAACUGAUUCAUAAACCCCUAACGAACGAAACCCUCACUCUGGACGAUUAAACCCAAACAUUCUCAAUUGAUCCCUCAAAAUUGAAUCAAAUUCAAAGAUUCAAUACCAAACUUUGAAUCCAUGGCAUCAAGCAUCAUAAGGAAUUCCUUGAAAUCAAUCAACUCACAACUUUUAAGAACCCUAACCACUCAUCGCCGACCUUUCAACGUCGCGGCCGCCAAUACUACUAGCACCGCCACCGCUGAUCAAUCUGACUCCUUCACAUUUUCAUCAGACGGUGGGGAUAGUAACAUACAUUUGAGGCCAGAUACGAAGGAAACGAAGUCGUCAGUGACGAUGCCAAUGUCGUUUAUGACAGGAUCAGUUGUUGGGAAGAGAUUCUACAAGAAAGUAACAACAAGAGAAGCUGAUGAUGGAAAUGGAUGGAGUGUAAUGUUGGAUUAUCGAACUCUUAAAACCCCUACCAAACGUCCUCUUAAACUCCCUACUCUUUCUCUUGCUAAAGCCAUUGCUGCUGAAUGGGAUUUCCAGCAAACAGAUGGAAUAAGGCCCUUUACAAUGCCACUCAUGAAGCUUGCUUGCACUGCAUUAGAACGAGUCCCCGUCACUCGCCCUAAAAUAAUCGAUAACUUGAUGAGCAAAUUCAAUCAGGACUUAGUUUUUUGCCGUGCUCCAAAGGACAAUGAUUUAACCAGAGGUGUUUAUGAACGACAAGUUGAGAAGAUAGAUCCUUUACUUAAGUGGUUGGAAUCAGAAUUUGGGUACAAACCUAUAGUGUACUCCAGUUUUUUUGGUGGCAAGCAGGACGAUGGCCUUGUGAAAGCCAUAGAAUGCAUAUUGAAGAGAGCAGAUGACUGUGAACUAGCAGCCAUUGAUGCAUUGACGGCAUCAGCACAUUCUUUAACUAUUGCCAUUGCUGUAAUUCGUGGCAGAUUAGAUAUAGAGGAGGCUAUUGAGUUGAUUCGUCUUGAAGAAGAUCUGCAGGUGGACAAGUGGGGUCUUGUUGAGGGUGGUCACGAUGUUGAUGUUGCUGAUCUGAAGGUGCAGAUCGCAUCUGCUGCCGUUUUUCUGGGACUAUCAAGGAACGCACAAGUAUCGAUAUGAUUUUUUUUAAAUUAAUUAAGUUCACGAUUACAUGAGUCGAUCAUGUAUCUUUAAUUUUUGUAUGCUUCAUCGGGGUCUGCAUCCGACUCGGUGCAACCAUGUGGUAGAGAACUUUGUACACAAAUAUAGCCUUUGCAAAACUAGUAAAAGUAAUAAUCUACUUAGAAGCUUUUCCUGUAA
This is a messenger RNA of Amaranthus tricolor (Joseph's coat), 1387 nucleotides long. RefSeq lists its product as uncharacterized. The record is from RefSeq and is a predicted model, not a curated record. The transcript has 4 exons. Gene Ontology annotation, biological process: negative regulation of protein adenylylation; mitochondrial proton-transporting ATP synthase complex assembly. Bases 224 to 1207 code for a protein of 327 amino acids. Lineage: Eukaryota; Viridiplantae; Streptophyta; Magnoliopsida; Caryophyllales; Amaranthaceae. Gene Ontology annotation, cellular component: mitochondrion.